GUUGAUCAUUCGGGUCCAAAGCCCAGUCCGCAUGGCCCAAGCCCGAUAUCGGUUGUGAAGUUUACCCUAAAGCGUAACCAGCAUGGCAGAAAAACCCUAACUGCAACUAAAAUCUCUAUUUCGAAGUUCUGUUCUGUGUCCCCUCAAGAAUAAUCAUGUUGAAAAUAAAAACUCCCAAGAAAGGCAGAGUAAAGCGUGAGCUUGAGAAACGUGCUCCGAAGCUUGUUGAAACUGGGAAGAAGACACUUUUACUUCAAGGUACAAAGACGAGUAACACUUUAAAUGCUGUAUUAACGGAGCUUUAUCUUCUGAAGAAAGGAAAUGCAGUGAGAUUUACGCGAAAGAAUGAGAACGUUAGACCGUUUGAAAGUGGCGGUGAAACUUCUUUGGAGUUCUUUUCACUCAAAACUGAUUGCAGUAUCUUUAUUUACGGUUCAACCUCAAAGAAGCGGCCUGAUAAUCUUGUUAUAGGACGAACAUACGAUCACCACAUCUAUGAUCUUGUAGAGGUUGGGGUUGAAAACUUUAAACCCAUGAACUCAUUUACAUAUGAUAAGAAACUAGCCCCACAGGUGGGGUCAAAACCCUUCAUUUGUUUUAUUGGGGAGGGGUUUGAAAGUGUAGAAGAGCUAAAGCACUUGAAGGAAGUUUUGGUUGAUCUUUUGCGAGGGGAGGUGAUUGAGAACUUAAAUCUUGCUGGGGUGGACCGCGCUUAUGUAUGUACAGCAGUAUCUUCAAAUAGGGUAUUUUUUACUCACUGUGCCCUGCGACUGAAGAAGUCUGGUACAAUUGUCCCAAGAAUGGAACUGGUAGAAGUAGGCCCCUCCAUGGAUUUUGUUGUUCGCCGUCAUCGUCUUCCUAAUGAUAGUCUACGUAAAGAAGCCAUGAAAACAGCUAAGGAUCAGCCUAAGAAGAAGGUGAAAAAUGUUAGUCAUGAUUCAAUUCAAGGGAAGAUUGGAAAGAUUUAUAUUCCUGACCAGAAGCUUGGAGACAUGGUGUUACAAAACAAAUCAAAAGGAGUGAAAAGAGAGCGUCGUGAGGCAAAAAUGAAAAAUGAUGCUAAUGAGCAUGCAUCAAAAAAGCAGAAGGAAGAUUCGAAGUAAUUCGUUUGACACCAUUGCAAUGUUAACUUUCUUGCUGUAAUUUCCAAUGCAAUUUUGAUUGAUAUUAUCAAUGACUGAGGUAGAUAAAAGAAGGCAAGAGAUCUUCUUUCGUACACAUAAUUUAUGUCACUUGCAUAUGAAAUGUGUUGAGGUAAUAUUUCAAACAUUAAUUUGAACAAUUUAGCCUAUUUGUC
Mangifera indica (mango) is the source of this 1297-nucleotide messenger RNA. Its product is annotated as ribosome production factor 2 homolog. NCBI's taxonomy places the organism in Eukaryota, Viridiplantae, Streptophyta, Magnoliopsida, Sapindales, Anacardiaceae. Gene Ontology annotation, biological process: ribosomal large subunit assembly; maturation of LSU-rRNA from tricistronic rRNA transcript (SSU-rRNA, 5.8S rRNA, LSU-rRNA). The transcript has 7 exons. Gene Ontology annotation, cellular component: nucleolus. The record is from RefSeq and is a predicted model, not a curated record. The coding region runs from base 156 to 1103 and encodes 315 amino acids. Gene Ontology annotation, molecular function: rRNA binding.